GGGAGAACAAGCAGCUCGCCUCAUUCCGCUGCUUUCUCAGCAUCCAUUCUGUGAGACCCCUUUCCGGAGAGGAGAGAGCUACAUAACAGGCAAAUUGGAGAAGGAAAACAGGAGAAAAUCCAUUGAUGAGGGAGCAUAUCGAGGAAAAUAACAUAUAAUCACGGCUCACUGGCAUCCACUAUCCCUUCUAAUAGGUUUGGUGGAGGUGCGUGAAAGUUUCCAUCCUGGGGGGACACCCUCCCCUUGUUGUGGGGAUGAGCGGCGGAUGCUGAAUCUCAUUCCCGAAGGCAGGAGGAGACCUGUGACAGGCUGGAUUCACUUGCAGUGGAGCUGCUAGUGCACACCAGAAGAGAUCCCACGGUGUCUCUUGCUCUGGCUCAGUCUCUCUCACACGUAUUUUCCAACCGAAUACAAAGCGUUAUUUCACUCUGCCAAGGUGGAAUAUCAAGGGGAAGCAACCCAAAUUGUCCUCAACCAAAGAAGGGAAGAAAAAUGGAUUAUAUUCAAAUUCAGUGAAGGACGUCUUUUUCACAAAAAGUAAGUUCUAAUCAGAAAAGGUUGAGAAUUGGGUUCUGAUUUUAAGAGACUUGGAGGAAUUUUGCCAUUUGUCUUUGUUCUGGACCAGCACCAAGCUUAUCUCGUGACAGCUUAUCUUGUGGACUAUAGGGUUCUGGAUGUUUAUUUUAAGGCUGAAUCUGUGUAGGCACCUAUCCACUCCCCUGGCAGAAAGCAGACAUGUUCUUUUCCUCUGUUCCAGUAUGACCCUGGAAUAAGUGACCUGUGAAUAGAGUCACACUGGGGAUUUUCUGAAGGACUUCCUAGCUUCUGUAACUUGCAAAGGGACAUCUGACAUUGGGAGGCCCAGCAGAUAAAAGACAGAAAGCAGGGACGACCAUACCAACAGAAGAAGAAAGAAAACAAUAGGCCAUGGCUGAGGGGAUGAUUGCUUCUCAAAGUGAACCGUGACAGAAUGGUCGACUGUAUGAGCAAAGUCAUGCUGCACACGGUCGUCUCAUGCUGGCAGCCAUUCCUGGGACUGGCCCUUGUGCUGGUCUUUGCAGGCUCUACCUUGGGGUGUCCCUCUCGCUGCGAGUGUUCAGCGCAGACCAAGGCAGUUGUCUGCCACCGCAAGCGCAUGCCCAACAUCCCAGAUGGCAUUCCAACUGAAACCAGGAUCUUGGACCUGAGUAAGAACAAGAUGACAAUGAUCAGCCCUGAUGACUUUAUUGCCUUUCCUGGACUUGAGGAAUUGGACCUCAGUGGAAAUGUUAUCAGCUAUGUUGAGCCUGGAGCUUUUAAUGCCCUGUUUAACAUGCACUCACUCAGUCUCAAGAGCAAUCGUAUAAAGCUUAUUUCCCUGGGCGUCUUUGCAGGCCUAACAAAUCUUACUCGACUGGAUAUAAGCGACAACAAGAUCGUCAUCCUCCUGGAUUACAUGUUCCAGGACUUGCACAAUCUAAAGUUUUUGGAAGUCGGUGACAAUGAACUGGUUUACAUUUCUCACCGCGCAUUCAGUGGACUUCUAAGCCUGGAGAUACUAACCUUAGAAAGGUGCAACCUUACGGUUGUACCCACUGAGGCCCUUUCUCACCUGCACAACCUGGUCAGCCUCCAUCUACGAUACCUCAGCAUUAGUACUUUGCAUCCAUACUCAUUCAAAAAGCUGUUCCGACUGCGUCAUUUGGAAAUUGAUAACUGGCCUUCACUAGACCACGUGCCAGCUAAUACCCUGCAUGGCCUCAACCUGACAACGCUCUCCAUAACUAACACCAAUUUGUCCUCCUUUCCUUAUCAAGCCCUGAAGCAUCUGUCCUACCUGACGCACCUCAACCUCUCCUAUAAUCGUAUUAAGCACAUUGAAGGGGGAAUGCUGAUCGAACUGGUUCGACUGCGAGAGCUACACCUAGUGGGAGCUCAACUGACCAGCAUUGAACCAUAUGCUUUCCAGGGCCUGCGGGGUCUCAAAGUUCUCAAUGUUUCUCACAACCGAUUAGACACACUGGAAAAGGGUGUUUUUCAGUCUCCAGAGGCUCUAGAGGUUCUUCUGAUUGACAACAACCCCUUAGUGUGUGACUGUCGUCUCAUGUGGAUCCUACAGAAAAGACACUCAAUCUUCUUUGGGGAUUUGCAACCAGAAUGCAGCACACCUGAAGGUAUUCGUGGCCGACCUUUUAAGGAAUUUAAGGAGACUCUCCUGUCUUACUAUGUGACAUGCACCAAGCCAAAAAUCCGUGAGAAUAAAACACAAACAAUUACCGUGGAUGAGGGCCAGCAUGCGAUGUUGCGCUGCAGUGCUGAGGGGACACCAAGACCCAUUGUGUCAUGGUUGUCCCCGCGUCGACGAGUUCUGACAAGUAGGAGUCAUGGUAGAGUGAUGGUGCACAACAAUGGUACACUAGAGAUCAAAUCAGCGGAAGUACAAGACAGCGGAGUGUACCUUUGCCUUGCCUCUAACACUGCUGGGAAUGACACCCUGAUGACUUCAUUGGCGGUGAAAAGUCUGGGAUCACUGUAUGCUAACAGGACCCAGUACUACACAGAUCCCAGCAACACAACUGCCAAUGGAACGACCGGUGUGACCCUCGGUUUGGACCUCAAGACUAUUUUAGUCUCAACAGCAAUGGGUUGUUUCACGUUCCUGGGAGUGGUUUUGUUUUGUUUCCUGCUCCUUUUCGUUUGGAGCAGAGGAAAAGGAAAACAUAAAAACAACAUUGAUGUUGAGUAUGUGCCUCGGUCAAAGUCUAACGGCACUAAUGUUGACUCGGCAGAAGGACAAGCUGGUCCUCGCCGUUUUAACAUGAAAAUGAUGUGACUUGUUUUGUAGAUCCAAGAAUCUGAUUUGUGGAUUUGCCUAAAGUAUGAUGUAAGGAAGACUGAACUUUUCACUGCUACUGCUAAGGAAAGUGGCAUUGGAAACAUUGGGGCAUCAUAACAUGAUGAAAUCCCGGAUCUUGACAAAACAUUUGGAUACUGUGUUUCAAAUAUGAAAAGUACCUGUAAACUCUUACAUUAAUUGCCAGCAGACAACUUCUCGGAUGAGGAGGGGAAACAGUUGCUGCCAUGGAAACCUGGAAGGAAUAGGUGUCAUUUAUCAGCUUUUUGAAGUUUAUAUGCCCAAAAAAAAUCCUUCUGUUUUGGGUUAUCUCUACUGAACUGACUCAACUGAACCAUGUACAGUACAAAUUUGUAUCUAAGCUAUUAACCUACUUUGUUUAGUCUUGCGCCAUGCUUAUCCACUGAACGAAUCAAUGAAAUAGACCAUUAUUUACUUUGUUCAAUACUUGGCAUAUGUGUACCUAAUGCUUCAUUAUGUACAUGUAUGUACAUAUCCAUUCAAAAGAACUAUUCAUAGCAAUAUUCAUGGGAUGCAUUAGCCAAAAUUGAUAUAACCCCACAUGUUCAGCAAAAACACUUCAGACUUUUGAAGUUUCCAUUGAUUCAGGAAGGGCUUCUAUGGUUGAUUAUCUGUCCCUGUUCCCCCAAUUGAUUUCUAAAUAUAAAUAAAUAUAUAUUAUUUAACAAUAAAAUAGAAGAAAAAAAGAUUUUAUUUAUGAAAAAAAAAUAUUAAGAAUACUACUAAAGUCAGUCCUCAAAAGCUGUUCAGGAUCUAACAUAAUACUUGGAUUAUCAUAAAGAUGACUGAUCAUUGGUUGUACCUACAGGAAGCACCUCUUUGUCCCAUUUUUGUCUCUUUUUAUUCCUUUGACUGUACCUUUGCUGGUUGGCAAACUACAUGUGUCAAUUCUUCUACAGUGACAUUUGCAUCAUUUUCCCCAGUAGGAAAUUUGGACUUUGUUGUGGUAGUUCUUCAUUUUGUUGGUGAAUCAUUUAGAUUGUGAAAACUUCAAAAGUAAAAGUAAAAAAAAAAAAAAUUAAAAAAAAAAA
Mugil cephalus (flathead mullet) is the source of this 3885-nucleotide messenger RNA. It is a transcript of the gene lingo2, whose product is annotated as leucine rich repeat and Ig domain containing 2. Gene Ontology annotation, molecular function: protein binding. The transcript is spliced from 5 exons. The record is from RefSeq and is a predicted model, not a curated record. The coding region runs from base 971 to 2812 and encodes 613 amino acids. Lineage: Eukaryota; Metazoa; Chordata; Actinopteri; Mugiliformes; Mugilidae.